AACAGAUCGAGCAGAUACAGACGUCUGAAACGUCGUUGACUGACCGAUGGGCGUUGGUCAGGAGAAGGAGAAGACUUUCUCGGAUGAGGAAGUACCUCGGAGCAAGAGUGGUGCCGGUGAAGGAGAGGAGCGUCGUCAUUCAUGCAGUGAUGCCAAUGACAGUGACGCUGGCUCAUCCUCUUCGUCGUCCUCGUCAUCUUCGACCGGUGGCAGCGGUAGCAGCACCGGGAAUGUUCAAAACGAUAAAAAGAAGAAACAGGAAAGGAAUCGGGCUGAAGCUCUGCUACAGGCCGAGAACCGAGUCCAGACACAGCAAAGGUCUAGAAUGUGGCAAACAGUGGCUAGCAGCGGUGAAAGCGAUGGGAAUAGCGGCAGCAGCAGCGAAGGAAGCGGAAAUGAAGACAGCGAAGGUGAUGGCAGGAGGGGAGAGGAAGAGGAGACGGAAGGAGGAAAAGGACGACAGGAAGAAGGAAAAGAGAAGAAAAAAGACGGAAAAAAGGAGGAAAAGAAGAAGAAGAAGAAGAAGAAGAAGGAGAGGAGAGACGACAAGGCAAAGGGAGCAAUCAUACCGGGGGCCGUGGACAUGAACCAGUUCGGGAAACACGGCAUUAUUCGGGAAUCGGACUUUCACAGGAAGAAGAACGACUUCGAAGUGUGGUGUCAGGAGAUUAAAGGUCUUCCCGAAAUUCCCCGAAACCACCACGAGGCCCUCCGCUUGUUUCGCUACUACAUGGAGGACUACAAUACUGCCACGUUCCCUCAUCCUAAGUACUACAACGUGGAAGCCUACGAGAUGGAUGAGUACAAACGUGGGCAGUUGAAAGCUGCAUUUAAAGAAGGCAGGGAGGGAGGCGUGUUCAAGGACGAAGAGGAACGCCGCUUGGAGAGUAAAAAAGGCGCGAAGGAGGGUGAACGAGCCGAUUUGGAGUGGGCGUUGAAGAUGAUGAGCAAAGAAAAGAGGGAUGCGUUGAAGGAGGAGGAGUUGCUGCGGGCCAAGAUGCAGCAAGCGUACAAGGCGGGGGAUUUGGCGACAGUCAAACGGAUUGAGCGCGCGUUAAUGACGGAAGAGGAACGAGAAAAAGCACGGUACAAAUAAGGAGGGAAGGGGCGAGGGAAGAGGCAAAACGCCCAAGGAGGGAGGGUUCGAGAAGGGAGGGCGGUGGAAGGUCCCGAGAAGAUGUUGAAAAGAUCACGUAGGACGUGGAAUGAGGCGACCUUUUCAUUAGAAUGAUUUAGGGGGUUGGAGCAUAAAUCGUGCAAAUUAUUCAUUUGCAAGUAAAGGCGUAGAAUCAUACCUCAAGCCGGGCAAGACAGACAUACACAGGAA
Molecule: messenger RNA, 1327 nt
Organism: Nannochloropsis gaditana CCMP526
Product: nucleic acid binding protein
Exons: 7
Coding region: 47-1096 (349 amino acids)
Source: RefSeq, a predicted model, not a curated record